Molecule: messenger RNA, 1155 nt
Organism: Cooperia oncophora
Lineage: Eukaryota; Metazoa; Nematoda; Chromadorea; Rhabditida; Trichostrongylidae
Source: the annotation of a GenBank genome assembly
AUGUCGCAGAUAGCUACUAUAGCUGUUAAGUGCGAUAGUGAGUUAGCAAAGACGAUGCGUACGGAUGACCCUAAACGGGAUUCAGUGGUGGCAGCCGUAAAUGAACAAAGCGCGUUAGUAAAAGAGAUAGUGCGCACCAUUCUGAAAGAAAUGCGCGAUUUCUGUGGCCCAAGGAUUGCUGACGGGAUAAUUAAUCUUUUGAGAACAGCAAAUAUCUCUGAGGCCGAACAAUUGAAGCAGUUAUAUAGCGAUUUCGACGACAUGAAGUGGAAAGCCUACGCAUGUGAGUUGAAGACCUGGGCAACAUCUCCUUGUGAGCGGCAAGCAGCCAAGACGAAAACGACGGAUCAGUGUUUGCUGGCAGCGGUAACGAAUCGAUACUUGUCACAACAUAUAACGAAACCUUAUGCCCCGUCUCGCAUUAGGAGUCUCAUCCGUCAUCCUGGAUGCGAUAGACCCGAGGAUACUCAAGGACUAUGCAACGAAGGCUCAAGGAGCGAAGAGAGAACUUCAUCGGACACAGGCGCGGACCAACUUUCCGGAUUCUCUAGGAGUUUUUAUAUAAGAACGAUAGCAUUACCCGAUGUUCAACCUUUUGGAGGUAGACCUCAUGAGUGUUUCAAAAGUAUCCUAAGAGAUAAGUGGAGAGAUUCAAGUCAUUUGCAGUCGUUUCAAAGUUUCUUACGUAAAGACCAUAUUCGAAACCUAGAAAUACGCGAGCGGUCAUUCCAUGAUGUUGUCGAGGCAAUGAAAAAGCGCAUGCGCGUCGAUGGGAACACCGAAAGGAAACCAACACAGCUCGAGAAGCUUAUGACAAAGGUGAAGGAGUCCGCAUUGCGGUUGGAGAGGAGUAUCAGAGCCGCAGCAGAAUGCAGAAAUGCUCCUAGGACGAAGCCUACACAGCGAUUCAAGUCAAAUUGGGAGCGGAGUAAAGACGAACCAAGAUCCUUCUUAGGCCUUAACAAUUCCGAGUCAGCGAAAACGCAGAAAGAAUGCAAGGUCAGAAACGCAGGUCCAGUAGGUGAACAAGUGAACAGAAACUGCAUAGCAAAAGACUUACUGUCGCUACAACUGUGGGAAACCAGCGCAUUUUGCAAAGGACUGUCUGUUUCCAAAUCCACAGGCAAAGACACCUACAUCCACAGAGCAAACUAG